AUGGAGCCAAAUGGAGUUUCCAGUCCUGCGCCUGCGCCUUCUGCAGGUGAUUUGAUUCUCCAGCAGAGAACCGAGGCGCUGCAGUCCGCGCAGAAAGGCGAUGGGAGCCUGUUGUCACAGCUGACGAGCAAUCCCUUGUUCACCGCGGGUUUCGGACUCGCUGGCUUAGGAGCUGGAUUGACCUUCGCGCAAAAAGGUGUCCGACAUGGCGCCGCACUUCUCCGCCGCCGGAUGCUGGUGGACGUCGAGAUCAGCAUCAAAGAUGAUUCCUACCCAUGGUUUUUACAUUGGAUGACCCUCUAUCAGCAGUCACAGCUCAAUGCAGGCAAGGCUGCAGCGAAUAGCACCGGUUACAUGGACCGCUUCCUACAAAAAAUCACCCCCGGCAUGCGCCACCUCUCCAUACAAACGCAAAAAGUCGAGCACUCCAACGGAGCUAUCCACACACAUUUCUCACUGGUUCCGGGGCCGGGGAAACAUGUCCUUCGAUACAAAAACGCAUUUGUGUUUGUCAAUCGUAUGCGCGAAUCGAAGUCGCGUGAUAUUCAAACCGGAAAGCCCUGGGAAACAAUCACCCUUACCACCCUCUACUCUCAACGCCACAUCUUCGAGGACCUCUUCACCGAAGCCCACGCAUACGCCGCCAAGUCACACGAAGGCAAGACCACCAUUUAUAACAGCUGGGGAACGGAGUGGCGGCCAUUUGGAAACCCUCGUCGGAAGCGUCCUCUGGAAUCCGUUGUCCUGCAAGAAGGAGUCAAGGAACGGAUCGUGGAGGACGUAGAAGACUUCAUCUCUAGUUCAUCGUGGUAUCACGAUCGUGGUAUUCCAUACCGACGAGGGUAUCUUCUAUAUGGGCCCCCGGGUACGGGCAAGAGUUCAUUUAUCCAGGCGCUAGCAGGCGAGUUGGACUACGACAUUGCCAUUCUGAACUUGAGUGAGCGCGGUUUGACUGACGACCGGUUGAACCACCUCCUCACUAUUGUUCCGAACCGGACCCUUGUUCUUUUGGAAGAUGUGGAUGCCGCAUUCUCGAACAGACGCACGCAGAGCGAUGCAGAUGGCUACCGCGGAGCCAAUGUCACGUUCUCGGGAUUGCUUAAUGCACUGGACGGAGUCGCGAGUGCAGAGGAGCGCAUCAUUUUCCUCACUACCAACCACGUUGAACGAUUAGAUGAAGCUUUGGUCCGUCCCGGUCGCGUGGAUAUGACUGUGCGCUUGGGCGAGGUGACUCGCUACCAGGUUGGCUGCCUCUGGAAUCGAUUCUACGAGGAGCUCGAUACCGAUGGGGUUUACCGCAAGAUGUUCCUGGACCGGCUCCAGGAACUUGGUCUGAUUGAAGAUGAGGCUGGUCACAAGGCCGAUCGGUCCUUGAAUACCAGUGCUGCUGCCCUCCAAGGCUUGUUCUUGUACAACAAGGGCAACAUGGAGGGUGCGAUCGCCAUGGCGGAGGGACUCACCUACACCGCUCAUACUGAGGCAGUGGGCCACGACCAAGGAAAAAGGGACUAA
Molecule: messenger RNA, 1512 nt
Organism: Penicillium arizonense
Lineage: Eukaryota; Fungi; Ascomycota; Eurotiomycetes; Eurotiales; Aspergillaceae
Product: bifunctional AAA family ATPase chaperone/translocase BCS1
Exons: 2
Coding region: 1-1512 (503 amino acids)
Biological process (GO): mitochondrial respiratory chain complex III assembly; protein insertion into mitochondrial inner membrane from matrix
Cellular component (GO): mitochondrial inner membrane
Molecular function (GO): ATP binding; ATP hydrolysis activity
Source: RefSeq, a predicted model, not a curated record